AUGGAGAGAUUCAGAAGGGAAAGGAAUUUCCUCAAGGAGAAGAACCCAGAGAUUAAGGUGUAUGGGGUAGAACCGGUUGAAAGUGCAGUCUUGAAUGGAAAAUGGAAGACCUUGUCUCAAAAUGUUGAUCUAUAUGUAUCAAGUGAGGAAGCUAUUGAAACUGCCAAGCUGCUUUUCCUGAAAGAAGGUUUGCUGGUGGGGAUUUCAUCUGGUGCUGCAGCAGCUGCUGCAAUGAAGGUGGGAAAGAGGCCUGAAAAUGAUGGAAAACUCAUUGUUGUGAUUUUCCGCAGCUUUGGAGAGCGUUAUUUAUCUACUGCACUCUUUGAUUUCAUUAGGCGUGAUGCGGAAAACAUGACUUUUGAGUGA
Molecule: messenger RNA, 366 nt
Organism: Quercus robur (English oak)
Lineage: Eukaryota; Viridiplantae; Streptophyta; Magnoliopsida; Fagales; Fagaceae
Product: cysteine synthase-like
Exons: 6
Coding region: 1-366 (121 amino acids)
Cellular component (GO): cytoplasm
Molecular function (GO): cysteine synthase activity
Source: RefSeq, a predicted model, not a curated record